GCGGAAGUUGCUGCCCUGCUGCUAAAGAUGGUAGCCAGCUAAAAGAGUCGUGCCAGUCGCUUUCAAGCAAGAUAUUCUAAUCUCAAUCUAAAAAUACAGCGCAGUCGUAAGGGACCAUUACCGGACUGACGAGAUAUAACCUAACUCCCUUUCCACGUGGAAGAAAACAGUGGGCAGGAACUUGCUAGCUACGUAGCUGGCUUUUCUAAAAGGAAUCUGCAGGACAUCAUGAGUGGAGAGAAGGAAACGUUGUUGGAAGAAAUCGAACAGAGUUUACACCGUCUAACCGAGGACAAUUUACGAUACCUGUGUGAACGCUGUGGAAUAGAUGGCUCCCAAGUUAAAGGAAAGCACCAUCGCUCGUUACGACGUAAAAUCAUGGAGGAAAUGUGGGAAAAUGCAGAUUCGGUGAAAUCGGAAGAGCAGGGAAUGUCUUGGUUACUCCAACUCAAAGAGGACAUCAGAAAGAUACAGGAAGAAUCUAGUGUGGCACCCAUGAGUCCCAGACAGUCUGAUGAUGACGAAGCUACAGACUGCGAUGAAGAAUGGGACGUGGAAAACAAGGAUUGGUUUCUUAGCAACAGGCUGGAGGUGGAGUCAUCUCCAGAGAGGCACACCCCAGAGCAGAGUGGUGACACGUCUCUCCCGCCCCCCUCCCCUCUCCCCUGGUCCCCGUGUCGUACCUCUCCCAGUAGCACCUUACUGCUGGGUCUGAAGAGGUUGUCUGUGCGGCUGGUGGACUGCAGGAAAACAACGGGGCUGAGUGGAACUGUGAGAGGAGGAGGAGGAGGAGGAGGAGGAGAAGAGGAGGGAUAUGGAGAUUCAGAUUCGAUGUUAUCAAGGGACAGCUCUAACGGUCGCUCGCUCAGUGGGAGGGGCUUAUCAUCUGGGAAGGCUCCAGGGUUGAAAGUGAUCCAGCGCCCUUAUAGCUGUGACGUAUGUGAGAUGAGUUUCACUCAGUCAGGAAACCUUAAAAGACACCAAAGAGUACACACAGGAGAGAGACCAUAUGUCUGUCCUAUAUGCGGAAAGAGUUUCCGUAUGUCAGAAACACUGACUAGACACAAGCGAACACACACAGGAGAGAAACCAUAUGUCUGUCCUAUAUGUGGAAAGAAUUUCUGUACUUCAGGACAAUUGACUAUACACAAGCGAACACACACUGGAGAGAAACCUUAUAGCUGCGAUCAAUGUGGGAAGAGUUUUACUCAAGCUUGUUCCUUGACUGAACACAAGCGAACACACACCGGCGUGACGUUCCACUGCUCAGACUGUGAGAAGAGCUUCCCUACAUCAGCGAAGUUGAAACGGCACCAGCAAACACACACAGGAGAGAAACCUUAUCGAUGUGAUCAAUGUGGGAAGAGUUUUGCCCGAGCUUAUUCCCUGACUGAACACAAGCUAACACACACAGGAGAGAAAUUAUAUGUCUGUGAUCAAUGUGGGAAGAGAUUUACUAACUCAGGAACACUGAAUUUACAUAAGCCAACACACACUGGAGAGAAACAUCGUAGCUGUGCUAUAUACAGCUGUAAGUACUGUGAGUGGAGUUUCGCUCAUUCAGAAGACCUAGCAAGACACCACCAGAGAAAACACAUGUGGGAGGGUAUUCAUGUAUGUGAUCAAUGCGGAAAGAGUUUUGCUUGUUCGGGAGACCUGAAUAUACACAAGCGUAUACACACUGGAGAGAAACGAUAUGUCUGUGAUCAGUGCGGGAAGAGCUUUGCUAGUUCGGGAAUCCUGAAUAUACACAAGCGUAUACACACAGGCGAGAAACCAUAUGUCUGUGAUCAGUGUGGGAAGAGCUUUGCUUCAUCGGGAUUCCUGACUAAACACAAACAUAUACACACCGGGGAGAAAUCUUACAGUUGUGAACAGUGUGAGAAGAGAUAUGUUUCCAAAGGAGAGUUGAGAAAGCACAAGCUUGUACACCCCAGAGAGAACCCUCUCUUCCUGUGUGAUCGAUGUGGGAAGAGCUUCACACAUAUGGGAUCCCUGAAUGUACACAUGCGUAGGCACACAGGAGAGAAACCCUACCGCUGUGAUCAAUGUGGGAAGCGCUUUAUUCAGCCAGUAGAGUUGAAAAUGCACCAACGAGUGCACACUGGAGAGAAACCCUACAGCUGUGUUCUAUGCAGGAAGAGAUUCGCUCAGUCAGGACUGCUGACUGUACACAAGAGAACACACACUGGAGAGAAACGUUAUAGCUGUGAUAUAUGUGGGAAGAGAUUCGCACAAUCAGGAAACCUGAAGAGUCAUAAGAGAACCCACACAGGCAGAGAGAGAACCAAGACAGGUAGAGGGGGGAAGUCAAACAGAUGGAGGAGUGAAUCGAAGACACUGGAGAGAACCCAUACAGCUGUGACCAGUGUGGCAAGACGUUCACUUAUUCAGGACUGCUGACUAGACACAGAUGCAUUCACACUGGAGAGAAACCUUAUAGCUGUGAUCUAUGCAGGAUAAACUUCACUCAGCCAGAAUCCUUGGCAAGACAUAAGAGGACACACCGCAGAGAAACAUUAUAAAUGUGAUAUUUGUGGGAAGAGAUUUGCUCGAUCAGGAAUCCUAAAGAGUUAUCAGAGAACCCCCACAGGCGGAGAGAGAACCCCCACAGGCGGAGAGAGAACCCCCACAGGCGGAGAGAGAACC
Molecule: messenger RNA, 2649 nt
Organism: Coregonus clupeaformis (lake whitefish)
Lineage: Eukaryota; Metazoa; Chordata; Actinopteri; Salmoniformes; Salmonidae
Product: zinc finger protein 345-like
Exons: 4
Coding region: 229-2403 (724 amino acids)
Source: RefSeq, a predicted model, not a curated record